This is a messenger RNA of Saimiri boliviensis boliviensis (Bolivian squirrel monkey), 3963 nucleotides long. RefSeq lists its product as uncharacterized. NCBI's taxonomy places the organism in Eukaryota, Metazoa, Chordata, Mammalia, Primates, Cebidae. Gene Ontology annotation, biological process: regulation of transcription by RNA polymerase II. Gene Ontology annotation, molecular function: RNA polymerase II cis-regulatory region sequence-specific DNA binding; DNA-binding transcription factor activity, RNA polymerase II-specific. The record is from RefSeq and is a predicted model, not a curated record.
GGCUUGAGCCACCGCGCCCGGCACAGGAUUAAUUUCUAAAGUCUCCUGUUACAUGAGAAAGCAGUUCAGAAGCGGAAAGAAAGGAGCCAGGCAUGGCUCUUCCUCAGGGACGCCUGACUUUCAGGGAUGUGGCUAUAGAAUUCUCUUCCGCAGAGUGGAAAUGCCUGACCCCUAUGCAGAGGGCUUUAUACAGGGACGUGAUGUUGGAGAACUACAGGAACCUGGAGUCUGUGGACAGUGGCAACCUCAAUUGUAGCUCAUUCUUAAGGAAAUAUCAAAUAAGCCCUUUAGUAAACAAACAAUAUGAAUGUGGUGUGUGUGGCAGGGUCUUUAAUGAGAAGCGAUGUGUUGAAAGCCAUCGCAGAUGUCACUCUGGUGAGAAACCUUACAAGUAUAAUAACUGUGGGAAGCCCUUCAGUCACAAGUUAUGGCUCCAACGCCGUCAUAGACUUCAUACUGGAGAGAAACCUCACAAGUGUAGUGAGUGUGGCAAGACCUUCAAUAAGAUGUCAUCCCUUACAUGCCAUCGUAGACUUCAUACUGCAGAGACACCUUACAAGUGUAAUGAGUGUGGCAAGACCUUCAGUCGAAAGUCAUACCUUACAUGCCAUCAUAGAGUUCAUACUGGAGAGAAACCUUACAAGUGCAAUGAGUGUGGCAAGACCUUCAAUAAGAUGUCAUCCCUUACAUGCCAUCGUAGACUUCAUACUGGAGAGAAGCCUUACAAGUGUCAUGAGUGUGGCAAGACCUUCAGUCAAAAGUCAUCCCUUACAUGCCAUCGUAGAUGUCAUACUGGAGAGACACCUUACAAGUGCAAUGAGUGUAGCAAGACCUUCAGUCGAAAGUCAUAUUUUAUAUGCCAUCAUAGACUUCAUACUGGAGAGAAACCUUACAAAUGUAAGGUUUGUGACAAGGCUUUUAGACGUGAUUCACACCUGGCAAAACAUAAUAGAAUUCACACUGGAGACAAUCGUUACAAGUGUAUUGAAUGUGGAAAGACCUUCAGUAGUAAUUCCUCACUUGUAAUUCAUGAGGUAAUUCAUACUGGAGAGAAACCGUACAAGUGUAAUAAGUGUGGCAAGACCUUCAGUCAAAAGUCUUCCCUUACAUGCCAUCAUAGACUUCAUACUGGAGAGAAACCUUACAAAUGUAAGGUUUGUGACAAGGCUUUCAGACAAGAUUCACACCUUACACGACAUACUAGAAUUCACACUGGAGAGAAACCUUACAAGUGUAAUGACUGUGGCAGGACCUUUAGUCGAAAUUCAUCACUUGUAAUUCAUGAGGCAAUUCAUACUGGAGAGAAACCAUACAAGUGUAAUGAAUGUGGCAAGGUUUUUAAUCGCAAAGCACACCUCGUAUGUCAUCAUAGACUUCAUACUGGAGAGAAGCCUUACAAGUGCAAUGAGUGUGGCAAGACCUUCAGUCAGGUGUCAUCCCUUACAUGCCAUCGUAGACUUCAUACUGGAGAGAAACCUUACAAAUGUAGUGAGUGUGGAAAGACCUUCCAUCAAAUGUCAUCGCUUACAUAUCAUCGUAGACUUCAUACUGGAGAGAAACCUUUCAAGUGUAAUGAGUGUGGCAACACCUUCAGUCAAAAGUCAUCCCUUACAUGCCAUCGUAGACUUCAUACAGGAGAGAAGCCUUACAAAUGUAAAGUUUGUGACAAGGCAUUUACUCAUAAUUCACACCUGGCACAACAUACUAGAAUUCACAGUGGAGAGAAAACCUACAAAUGUAAAUAGUGUGGCAAGACCUUCAGUCAGGUGUCAUCCCUUACAUCCCAUCAUAGACUUCAUACUGGAGAGAAAUCUUCCAAGUGUAAUAAGUGUGGCAAAGCCUUUAGUUCAACAGUCAUCAGUUAUUCGACAUCAAGCAAUUCAUUGUAUAGAAACUUUACAAAUUCACUGAUUGUCAUGAAGUCUUCAGUAAUGCUACAACUAUUGCAAAUCAUAAUCCAUAAUGUAGAAAGAUCUUACACGUGUAGUAAAUGUGACAAGAAUUUUUGAUAAUUGUUCAUACCUUGCAGUUAAUUGGCAAAGCCAUAUUGGAGAGAAACCUUAAAAGCGUAAUGAGUGUGGCAAGACCUUCAGUCACAUGUCAUCCCUUUUAUGCCAUUAUAGACUUCAUAGUGGGGAGAAACCUCACAAGUGUAAUGAGUGUGGCAAGAUCUCCAGUCACAAUUCAUCUCUUGUACUUCAUAGGGCAAUUUAAACUGGAGAGAAACCUGACAUUUGUAAUGAAUGUAGCAAAACCUUUGGUCGCAAUUCAGCCCUUCCAGUUCAUUUGCAGUUCAUACUGGAGAGGAACCUUACAAGUGUAACGAAGGUGGUAAGGUGUUUAAACAACCAUCAAGACGUGCACAUCAUCACAGACUUCAUACUGGAGAGAAACCUUACUGGUGUACUGAAUGUGGCAAGGUUUUUAACCAACAAGCAACCCUUGCACGUCGUCAAAGACCUUCUACUGCAGAGAAACCUUACAAAUGUAAAAAAUGUGACAAAGUUUUCACUCCCAAAUCACACCUUCAGAUGCAUAAGAGCGGUCACACUGAAGAAAAAGCUUACAAAUGUAAGGUUUAUGACAAGGCUUUCAUGUGUAAUUCAUACCUGGCAAAACAUAUUAGAAUUCACACUAGAAACAAUCCUUACAAGUUUAAUUAGUGUAGCAAGACCGUCAGUCAAAAUUUAGCUUUAAUUUAUAAGACGAUUCAUACUGGAGAGAAACCUUACAAGUGUAACGAAUGUGGCAAGGUUUUUAAUCAAAAAUCAAAUCUUGCCCAUCAUAAUAGACUUCAUACUGGAGAGAAACCUUACAAAUGUGUAGAAUGUGACAACAUUUUUAGUCCCAAAUCACACCUUGAAAGACACAGGGUAAAUCAUACUGAAUAGAAACCAUAGACAUCUGAGAUUUGUGACAAGGCUUUCGGGCAGGAUUCACACCUGGCAUAACAUACUAGAAUUCACAACGGAGAGAAAACUUAACACGGGUAAUGAGUAUGGCAGUGCCUUUGGUGGACAGUCAACACUUAUUCAUCAUUAAGCAAUCCAUGGUGUAGGGAAACUUUAGUAAUGUAAAGACAGUUACAAAGUCUUGAGUAACACCAUAACCAUUGCAAAUCAUUGGAAAUUUCCUGAUGAAAAGACAUCUUACAAGUGUGAUAAAUGUGACAGAUUUUUUGAACAUCGUUAAUACCUUUCAGUUUAUCUGCCAACUCAUGCUGGUGAGAAAACUUACAAAUGUCAUGAUUGUGGCUAGGUCUUCAGUGAUACUUCACCUUAUGGAAAACAUAGGAGAAUUUAUACAGGAGAGAAACCUCCCCAGUGUGAUCAUGGUGGCAAAGCUUUACUUCACAUUCACACAUGAUUAGACAUCAGAGAAUCCAUAGUGGACAGAAAUCUUACAAAUGUCCUAAGUGUGGCAUGGUCUUUAGUCCAAGGUAUCUCCUUGCAGAACAUGAGAAAAUUCAUUCUGGAGAUAAUUGUUCAAAAUGCAUUGAAUAAGCAGCCAUCAAUAAUUAAUUGAAAUUAGAGUCAGUUAAGCAUCGACUUGAGUUUGAGUUGACUUAACAUUGAGUUCAAGCAUUAAUUGACAUUAAAGUGUUUAUGUUAAGAUGAUUGGGCCAAGCAGGGUGACUCAUGCCUGUAAUCCCAGCACUGUGGGAGGCCAAGAUGGGUAGGUCGCUUAAGGUAAGGAGAUUUGGACCAGCUGGUCCAACAGACGUGAUCCCCUUUCCCCAGCCUGUUGUUUUUUGUUUUGUUUUGUUUUUGUUUAACAAAAACUGAUACGGGGUUUUAUGGGUAUUGUGCUGAAUCUAAAUCACAUUCAUUUAUAUAAUCAUUUCACUAUAUUUUUCCAAUCCAUCAACAUGAGUUGUGUGUCUCUUUGUUUUUAGUCAUUUUGAUCAGUGUUUGUAGAUGUCAAGGUAGAAACUUUUCACCUUUAUUCCUAAGUAUUUCUUAA